Messenger RNA from Oryza brachyantha (malo sina), 928 nucleotides. Its product is annotated as ATP synthase subunit d, mitochondrial. The transcript has 5 exons. Gene Ontology annotation, molecular function: proton transmembrane transporter activity. Gene Ontology annotation, biological process: proton motive force-driven ATP synthesis. The record is from RefSeq and is a predicted model, not a curated record. Bases 122 to 622 code for a protein of 166 amino acids. NCBI's taxonomy places the organism in Eukaryota, Viridiplantae, Streptophyta, Magnoliopsida, Poales, Poaceae.
UCCCGUAGCUCGAUCUCCCCAUCUCUCCCCGUGUGGUCGGAGCGCACUGCGGCGGCGGCGGCGGCGGCGGCGAGCGAGAGGAGAGCGAGCGGUAAGAGGGGAGGGGAGAGAGCCGAGGAAGAUGAGCGGGAAGAAGGUGGCGGAUUUUGCCUUCAAGGCCGGGAAGACGAUCGACUGGGAUGGGAUGUCCAAGAUGCUCGUCUCCGACGCGGCGCGCAAGGAGUUCAACGCCCUCCGCCGCGCCUUCGACGACGUCAACCACCAGCUCCAGACCAAGUUCUCGCAGGAGCCCCAACCGAUUGACUGGGAGUACUACAGAAAAGGAAUUGGCUCUAAAGUUGUGGAUAUGUACAAGGAGGCUUAUGAAAGUAUUGAGAUCCCCAAAUAUGUUGACACUGUGACUCCUCAGUACAAGCCAAAGUUUGAUGCGCUGCUUGUUGAACUGAAAGAAGCAGAAAAGGAGUCUCUGAAGGAGUCAGAGAGGAUAGAGAAGGAGCUUGCUGAAUUGGAGGAGAUGAAGAAAAAGAUCAGCACAAUGACAGCCGACGAAUACUUUGAGAAGCAUCCUGAACUCAAGCAGAAGUUCGACGACGAAAUCCGUAACGACAACUGGGGCUACUGAAGAGUGGAGGAACUCUUAUUUCCCUUUAUUGGAAGCGCUAAUAAUUUUGUCUUGUGUCCCAGUAUGAUGUAUGUAUAGGGGAAUCCACUAUCCCAACAGUGGUGGUUUCCAUACCAUGUGGAUGGGGCCUGUUGGAACUUCCCAACUGAAUCUACCGUGUCCGUGUUGACAUUCCAACUGAAUUUGCUUGUGUUGGACCUCUUCAUUUUCUGGAGGGUUUGAUCCAGUAAGAAGGUCAUGUUUCAUUGUUUUGUGUUCUUCUCCCGUUUUACAUGAAUAAAAGAUGAUCAGUUUAAUUGUUGGAAG